UAGAGGAUGACAAUGUGUCACAAGGUUAUGAUGAGGUUGAUGGUGGACUGUCAUCAAGCACACCCAUCAGACAACAGAAGCCGGCAGCACUGCCCGCAUUACCUGCUUUGCCUGAAAAGACUUCUGCUGCAUGGCGAUACUGUGAGACUGGCCCUACGCCGGAAGAAAAUGCAAUCGCUCCGUAUGCUGCAUUUGCUUCUGAGGGUAUGAUGAGACAUUCCUUCCCACCGGGCAAGGUAGAAAGCAAGAGUACAUCAGUCAAUAUGAAGCUUCACUGUGUGUCCAGUGCUGAGGUGUUGACAAAGAUUGAUGAUGUAGAUCAGUCUACAACAAGCAAGGAUGCGUUCCCGGAUGCCGACGAGGAACCGCUAUACAACGACCCCACUAAACGUACCAGCUUCCAGGCAUUCCCUGGAGGGGCACCGAACAAUGGUGCUGCACUUGCUGUAUCCAAUGUCAUGUAUGAAGUGCAAUCAGCCAAUUCACCAUCUGCAGCAGCAGCACGCUCACCAGCAGCUCGUUCACCAGCGCCUUUACCAGCAUACUCCCCAGUACCUGCGUAUUCACCAGCACCUCCUGCAGUGUAUGCACAGCCGGAUGAGUUCACUGGGAAGCAUUCAGACAAGUCCUCAACACUGGCAUCCUAUUCACACUUGAGUUUCAAUCCCAAGGAGCCAGACCCAGCACUGCAAGCCAAGCUCUAUGAAGAGCCACCGGACACUGAACCAGCAAUCUAUGAUAGACUGGCCAAGCAGCAGUGUCGCCAAAUUCCAGCGGAUGACAUUCGCCUCUUGGAUCAGCUGCGCUACAGUCACUUUGGAAACAUACAUCGAGCGGAGUGGAAACAGGGCGAUACAAGCAGACAAGUUGUAGCCAAGACUGUCAGCAGUGGUUCGUCGCAGGAGCUCAAGACAAAGCUACUGCAGGAAGGUGUCAUCAUGGGGCAGUUCCACCAUGAGAACAUAAUACGGCUACAAGGACUUGUACUCCAAGGUCCCUCUAUGAUGCUGAUAUGGGAGUUCAUGGACAAAGGAGUGCUGAAUACUGUGUUAGCCACAAUGAUGCCAAAUGCCAGUGAGAAGCCACGACGUCAUGUCAAGACCAUGCUGCUGAACAUGACACGUAACAUUGCAUCCGCUAUGGAGUACCUAGCUGGUAAAGGAUUUGUACACAGGGACUUGGCUGCACGUAACAUUCUGGUGAACUCUAAGAAUGUUUGCAAGAUUGGUAACUUCAACAUGUCACGUGACCUGGCUGAUCGGGACUAUUACCUGUCAUCAAGUAUUGGUCUGACGCCACAGUCUACGUCAAAGUGGAUGGCACCAGAGACGUUCAUAUCGCAUCUGUUCUCAUCGGCAUCGGAUGUGUGGAGUUUCGGCGUAGUGCUCUAUGAGAUGUGGACAUUCGGACGGAGCCCAUACGGUGCAUGGAGUGACCAAAAGGUUCUUGAGAAGAUCACCGAGGGAUAUCGCUUACCAAGACCAUCUUACUGUCCCCCAAGCCUGGGAAGUAUCAUGGUGGCCUGCUGGAACGAGGAUAGAACCCGACGACCAACAUUCUCAGAGAUUGUCACCACACUGUCCGUGAAGGAUGUGUGUCUUCUGUAGCUGCAAAAAUGAUGAUAAGAUGAUGCCGUCAUGCCAUCAUCAGCUUUGGUAUGACUAAUGGAUGGAUGGCGCCAUUGUGGUGGAUGAUGCUAUUGAAGAGCUACCGAAUGUGUCCUACUGUGAUGGUCUUUAGCAAGCGUCACUGCGUACUGGUUUGCGAUACUGUGCUGGGCAGCUAUGAUCCGUGGAGGAAACAUCACACCGAGCAUAGCACCAACAUGCCGAUGACAGCUGUGGAUGUUACAUUAGGUUAUUGUCCCCACCCCGAACAUGCACAUCGUGACUGCCUGGUCACACCCUUGAUUUGAACAGCCUCGAAGGGAUGCUUUGAUACUACCUACUGUUCUAAAAAGUAAAAACAUUAUCUCGCCUCAUCUCAGUAGUCAGUAUAACAUGGAUAAUUAAUCGGAUAUGCCCCAGCCUGUAAAGAGCAAUACUCUUUUCUGUCUCCCAGUACACAUUAUACAUGACUUGCAUGAGCAGUGCAUUCAGUUACUGACUGCCAUUUAAAACUCGUAGCUGAUUCUAGAAAAGAAAUGUCUUGACAUGUACAUACAUGCACGGUACAGUGUACUUCAAACUGAGGAUAUUAUAGUUUUUUUAUCAACCCUUUGAUACUAACUGUUGCGCUGCAUUGCCAGCCUGGUGAAUGAGAUGAAUAUUCCACUUGACCCGGGUGGCUUGUGCUUUUAUUUCUUUACUAAGUCCUGUAGUACUAAGGCCAAGAUAAUGUCCCCGGAUGUCUCUAAAGAAAAAUAAUUGUUUUCCCCCGAAUCCCUCAAACUUAUGAACACAAUCUGCCUCGACAUAUUGAAAAACCUUUCUUUUAAAAAACAACCAACCCACUGAUGAUUUGCAAAUAUCACAAAAACCACUGCAUAGACCCUUGCAAGUACUAACAGUAUUUUCUCCUAGUCUUAUACCACUUGGCCCUCGAUGUUUCUCUUGACCCGCCCUAAUUUGCUUUUCAUAAACUUAACACGGAAAUGCGUGGGUCAAUAUUUCCUCUAUUUCAUAACCAUUCAGUGGAGCUAAAAGUUGUCACAUUAUCUGUGUUUCGGCUCAUCACAAUAAAAUAAUAGUAAACCAAUUAAUCACCUGCAGCCUGGCUUGAGGCUGGCAUUGGACUCGGAGAUCCUACGAAAAUGAAUUGACGGCAACCGUGACUGACAAACUCUCAGUCACACUGCCAUGAAAUGUAUCAGGAAAGGAGAAACAGGACUAACUUGAUUCCCGACAUAGGGAUUGACAUCGGCCUGACUGUUGGUCGGUAUUCCCGUGAAAGAAAGUUUCGCUACCAAUUCCUUCGUUGAAUUAUUCACUCUUUCAGUAUCUAUAAGUACAUGUAUCUUGAUGAGAGGACAAAAUAA
This is a messenger RNA of Sycon ciliatum, 2977 nucleotides long. RefSeq names its product ephrin type-A receptor 8-like. Gene Ontology annotation, molecular function: ATP binding; transmembrane receptor protein tyrosine kinase activity. Gene Ontology annotation, biological process: positive regulation of kinase activity; cell surface receptor protein tyrosine kinase signaling pathway; multicellular organism development. The transcript is spliced from 16 exons. The coding region runs from base 207 to 1607 and encodes 466 amino acids. Gene Ontology annotation, cellular component: signaling receptor complex; plasma membrane. The record is from RefSeq and is a predicted model, not a curated record. NCBI's taxonomy places the organism in Eukaryota, Metazoa, Porifera, Calcarea, Leucosolenida, Sycettidae.